AUGGCGUUCCGUGCUCCUCUACGACUGCAAUUGGCAAAUUGCAAGCCAUGCCUGGCCGUUACCUCACGCAUCAACACCCGUGCGCUCUCCUCUGCGACAGCCGCUGCCUCGAGCCUCCCGGAGGACGUGAAGAGCAACAUCACAACUCAGGCCUCUGUGCCAAACCCGGACCCGACCGAAGACUCGGCGAGCGCUGCCCUCGUCCGCGAACAUGCGCCGUACAUGGUUGCCACCUACGCCCGCCCGCCGCCGGUAUUCGUAAAGGGCCAGGGAUCUGUGCUCUGGGACGUUGAGAACAGGCAAUACCUCGAUUUCACCGCUGGCAUCGCUGUAAAUGCUUUGGGACACUGCGACCCCGAGCUGACCAAGCUCAUGACCGAGCAGGGAAGCACCCUCAUGCACGCCUCGAACCUCUACUACAACCCCUGGACCGGCGCCCUUUCCAAGCUGCUGGUCGAGAAGACCCGCGAGGCGGGCGCCAUGCACGAUGUCAACUCGGUCUUCGUCUGCAACUCGGGCUCCGAGGCCAACGAGGCCGCCAUCAAGUUCGCCAGGAAGGCCGCCAAGGUCAGCCAGCCGUCGGGCGACAAGUACGAGGUUGUUUCGUUCAACAACGCUUUCCAUGGCCGGACGAUGGGCAGCUUGUCCGCCACCCACAACCCCAAGUACCAGGAGCCCUUUGCGCCGAUGCUGCCCGGUUUUAAGCUCGGCGCAUUCAACGACGUUGCGGCCAUCAACGACGUCGUCACGGACAAGACCUGCGGAGUCAUUGUUGAGCCCAUCCAGGGCGAGGGUGGUGUCACGCCCGCGACGGAUGAGUUUUUGAUCGCUCUGGCCAAGCGCUGCCGCGAAGUCGGCGCCGUCCUGAUCUACGAUGAGAUCCAGUGCGGUCUGUCCCGUACCGGUACCUUCUGGGCGCACACCCACCUGCCCAAGGAGGCCCACCCGGAUAUCAUCACCACCGCGAAGGCGCUGGGCAACGGCUUCCCCAUCGGUGCCACCAUUGUCAACCACAACGUCUCGGAGAAGAUCAAGGUGGGCGACCACGGUACCACUUUCGGCGGUAACCCUCUCGCCUGCCGCUUGGCUCACAACAUCGUCUCCCGCCUCGCCGACCCCGGCUUGCAGAAGGCCGUUGCCGCCAAGGCCGAAAUCUUCAAGACUCGCUUCGACUCCCUGCGCAAGCGUUUCCCCGACUUGAUCAAGGAGGUUCGCGGACGUGGUCUUAUCCUCGGUCUCCAGCUCACCCAGGACCCCUCACCCAUCGUCAAGGCUGCCCGUGAGCGUGGUCUGCUGAUCAUCACCGCCGGCACCAACACUCUGCGUUUUGUGCCUCCCUUGACUAUCACGGAGCAGGAGAUCAAGCAGGGUUUGGAUAUCCUGGAAGAGGCUAUCUCUGUCACCCACUCAUGA
Molecule: messenger RNA, 1413 nt
Organism: Colletotrichum spaethianum
Lineage: Eukaryota; Fungi; Ascomycota; Sordariomycetes; Glomerellales; Glomerellaceae
Product: acetylornithine aminotransferase, mitochondrial
Exons: 3
Coding region: 1-1413 (470 amino acids)
Biological process (GO): arginine metabolic process
Cellular component (GO): mitochondrial matrix
Molecular function (GO): pyridoxal phosphate binding; transaminase activity; identical protein binding
Source: RefSeq, a predicted model, not a curated record